AUGCCACCUCCCCCGCCGCCCACCGUGCUGGUGCCGUCGGAGCGCGCCGUGGUGCUUCUGUCGUGCGUGCUCUCCGCUGUGGGCUCGGGCCUGCUGAUAACCACGCACGCCCUGUGGCCCGACCUGCGCAGCCUGGCGCGGCGCCUGCUGCUCUUCCUGUCCCUGGCCGACCUGCUCUCGGCCGCCUCUUACUUCUACGGGGUCCUGCAGGACUUCGAGGACUCCUCGUGGGACUGCGUGCUGCAGGGCGCGCUCUCCACCUUCGCCAACACCAGCUCCUUCUUCUGGACGGUGGCCAUCGCCCUCUACCUGUAUCUCAGCAUUGUGCGCACAGCGCGCGGGCCGGAGACUGGCCACCUGCUCUGGACUUUCCAUGUCGUCAGCUGGGGGGUUCCGCUGGCCAUCACCGUGGCAGCCGUGGCUCUAAAGAAGAUCGGCUACGACGCCUCGGACGUGUCGGUGGGCUGGUGCUGGAUCAACCUGGAGGCGGAGGACCGGGUGCUGUGGAUGCUGCUGACCGGGAAGCUGUGGGAGCUGCUGGCCUACGCCACCCUGCCCGUGCUCUACCUCCUCAUCCGGAAGCACAUUCACCGGGCGCGCGAGGAGCUCUCAGAGUACCGACCCAUCGUCUCCGAAGUGCACCGGCUCCAGCGCCACACCUCCGUGGCCGAUAAGAAGCUGGUCCUCAUCCCGCUCAUCUUCAUUUGCCUCCGGGUCUGGAGCACCGUGCGCUUCGUCCUGACCCUCUGUGGCUCCCCGGCGGUGCGGAUGCCCUUACUGGUGGUUUUGCACGGCAUCGGGAACACUUUCCAGGGAGGCGCCAACUGCAUCAUGUUCGUCUUCUGCACCCGCGCGGUCAGGACCCGACUCCUGUCUCUCUGCUGUUGCUGCACCCCUCAGCCUCCCGCCGCUGAGAGCCUGGCCGGCCCUCCCAAGGCCCCUGCGCCCUCCAAGAGCGAGUCUCAGAGGCCCAGGAGAACCCCAAACGAACUUCCAAGCACCUGAGCUGCUUCCCUCCUAGUUCCGGGCGUGGGUGCGGCCGACCUGGGGCCUCCUGCCGUUGCAGCUCCUGACCCCCGUGGGGAGCAGCGCAAACUCAACUUGUCUACCUCCUCGACCCUCAGGCACGUCCCCCUCACGCCGCGUCCUUCGGCACUGGGGGGGAUCCGUCAGCACGAGGGUUGCACUGAGAUUCAGGGAAACCAGUGGUUCAUGAGCACUGCCAGUUCGCCUUGUGGUCCAGGAAUCUGGGGCCCCUGCCCACACGGCACUGUUUACAGUCAGAGGGACCCACACGGGUGCGAAAGGCACCAAGAGAUACAUGUACAACCGUGCACCCAUCCUCAAUAAACUGUUAGGGUGCCAAAGAAAGGAGCCCCCACCAAGAUAAUACAGAGCAGAUUCCCGGUUUGUCAGAGCGUCGGGAUUCCCCUGAGAGCCUGGCUUUUCCUGGAUGGCUUUACUGGUCAAUGCAAGGGUCAGUUACCUUGAACCAGGAGGUUCCCUAGUGACCAGCAUGGGCACAGCUGCACGCAGCGGCUCAGGAUGGCCAGUCUGCAGGGGCCUCCUGAAUUGUGUCCAUGGGCUCCCUGCCCUUGAUGGAGAUGGUGUGGCCAGGAUCCAGACUCCUGCCUCCAUGAGACACUUAACGUUGGGGAAGGAUUGGGCUUCCCUGGUGGCUCAGAAGGUAAAGAAUCUGCCUGCAAUGCAGGAGACCCAGGGAUGGAGCCCUGGAUAAGGGAAUGGCUACCCACUCCGGUAAUUCUUGCCUGGAGAUUGCUGAUUUACUCACUUUCUAGGUUAAUUUUUUAUAGGAAAGGCAACCAGAGAGUUAGGAAAUCACCCAAAUACUGAUUUUUCCCUGAAGGGGAAAGUUAGGGGAAUUGGUUGGCGGGCAUGACACAUGCAUCCUGGGGUCAUUUGAAAGAAAAAGAAUGUAAAAGAAGCAUCCAUUAACUCUAUCAUCUAUGACUCUUCCACCAACCCUUUCCUCUUUAGGUCAGAAAACAGUUUCUCUGUUAAGUCACAGAAGCCACUGGCUGAGAAGGGAGGUGUACCUGUCACUGGGACGGGGCUGGGCUUGAGGAGGAGGAGUCGAACUUAACUCAACAAGUGCUACCCCUCCCUUAGAUGCCCCUCCGGUAGGUCCCACAGCACUCUGCAUAACUGCAGAGAUGUUCUAAACCCGUAAAAUGGUUCUGGAUUAAAAUCAAAGCCACUGCUACUCUUGAUCCCUCUUUUACUCUCAAAAGCAAAAUCUGUAACAGGAAGAGACUGGAAGGAAGAGUCCUCUACAGAACUAGGUCGAAAACGCUCUUGUUGGGUUUCCUUUUUUAAAAAGAUUUUAUGAAAAUCAGCAAGGGGUGAACAUCCCUUUAGGAUUCAGAGAAAGUUCCGGGCUGCUUGGCAGGAGGGCAGUCUGCUUACAGGAAUGGCCUACGUUGGGGGAGUUGGUGUUCCCCUAAGGAUGUUACAGCACACCUUGGGUGCCCAGAGGGUAAAGAGCCUCACAUUACCUCCUAGAACGGAGCAGAAAUUCAGGAAGUUGCUGAUGCAAAGGAGAAAAUCAGUCAUGGGUGAGUUAGAGUAUGGGCUCCCGGGGAGAAUGAUGCUAGACUACCUCCAGUUCUCAAGGGGGCCCCAGAGGCCUUGGAUCAGAUGGUGCAACACUGCUGCCUGCUGGGCGUGGCCUCUAAGGACGAGCCUGAGACCUGGGUUUCCCCACACCUCUGCUGUGCUGUCUGCUCUUCUGAAAACCACCCCGAAGAUGCACCUAUUUCCAUUCCCUCCCUCUGCUCCCCACCCCAUCUCUGUAGAUGGGUGAAAGUGUUCCUGUGAGUGGGGAACAGGUGUGGGCAGGGGAGGGACUCGUUCUUGUGCCCAGAGGCUGGCAAACAGCAGCAUCUCCUUUCUCAGUCAGGUCAGUCUAGCUGGGUGGGUGGAGUUCAGAGCAGUAGAACCAGUAGAAUAAAGCCCCUUUCUGAACUCCAGAAGGGGUUCCUGCCUCAUAUGAGAGCAAGACAGAAGUGCGUUCCUCUUACACGUGGUGGGGCUCCUGUGGGUUCUCUCUGUGUGUCAGUGUAGUUAGAGAUUAUCUACCCUCAUUUCCCAGGCACCGCUGGAUGACCUCAGCCUGCACAGGGGCUAUGAGCUCAGCCUAGCCCCUCUCUUCUCAGGCACUUUUUGAACCUUGGUCUUUUUCUCAGGUUUACUAAGCACUUUCUGCCUCUUUGUACUGCUGAGCUUCUGAAUUGUGUCUGUUUUUGGUUUUUGUGGGUGUGUGUGUGUUUGUUUUUUAAUAAAGAUUAUGACUUUAGCCUUGGUUGAGGGUGCAGACAGAGCUCUGCCUGCAUCCAUGACAAGAAAAAGAAUGUUUUUACAGACUUCCCGUAGCAGCAUAAUGACAUUGAGAGAGGUUUUUUUUGCACGUGCGAAGUUGUCAUGAAAACCCUGACUGGGUCAAGGCCAAAGUGGCUAUUUUAAAUAAAAUAUUUUUCUUUUGUGUGUUUGGUAAA
Odocoileus virginianus texanus is the source of this 3515-nucleotide messenger RNA. RefSeq names its product G protein-coupled receptor 157 (gene GPR157). Gene Ontology annotation, molecular function: G protein-coupled receptor activity. Gene Ontology annotation, biological process: cell surface receptor signaling pathway; adenylate cyclase-activating G protein-coupled receptor signaling pathway. Lineage: Eukaryota; Metazoa; Chordata; Mammalia; Artiodactyla; Cervidae. The record is from RefSeq and is a predicted model, not a curated record. Gene Ontology annotation, cellular component: plasma membrane.